AAAGUUUACUAUCUUUGACUCGUAAAGUCAAAGAUGGCUAAGUAAAUUGGGACAGAGGUACUGAGGUAGUAUGAAAAAAUAACUAAAAUAACUAAAAUCGACCUCUAUAGUAACUUCAAGUCUUCAAUCAAUUCAGCACACAAAAUUAAAAAUUGAUUGUUGAGGUUGGUAAGUCCCAAACAAGGGUCACCAAACACGCUGUUAGUAUUUACCAAUCCAGCUUGUCCACCAUUUUAAUUGGACAGAUAUAUAUUUGCUCGUCCGUUCUGAUCCGUUUAAGUAUGGUAUAGGUUUGUCUGAACUAGAUAAAUAUAUGAUCUCUUUGUAUUUCAUAAUAACUAUGAAAGUUUGGUCUAGAUUGAUUUAUUUAAGUCUGAUCUGGUCUGAUAUGAUCUGGGACUAAAAACAACCAACGUAAAAACAUACUUAUUAUAAGAGAGAAUUCUCUUAAUAGGAGUAAAAAAGUUUUGAAAUUCCAAAAUAGGAGUAUCAUGAUUUUUAUUCCUUGAAUAGGAGUAUCAUAAUUACCGGCAGAUUAUGAACAGAUUUUGUAUAAGAUGUAUAUUGAGUGCGCUCAGGGAAGGAGGAGUGUAUCUGAAUAUAAAACUGAGUUUGUGCGUCUGUACGAACGCAACGAACUAGGCGAGACUGAGGGGCAGAGGGUGGCUCGUUACAUCAGCGGGUUAAAGAGCUCGAUACAGCAGAAAAUGGGUUUGCAGGCCGUUUGGAGUAUAUAUCACAGAAGCCUCUACGCCGGCCUUGAAGGCAGAACUGAUGGAGAAGUCUCCUAAAAACAUUCCAUCUUUUCACAAAUUUAUACCACCAAACAAUCAUGAGACAGUGACUGAUGAAGGGGAAAAGAACGUGGUGCCAAGAGAAACACAACCUUUAACUAAAGGAAGCAAUUCAGCGAGCAGUUCUAAUCAUGUACCCAACAAAACUCAUAAUCAAAAAGCACCUAACCCAUAUACCAGGCCCAUUGGAGAUAAAUGUUAUCGUUGUCACGGUUACGAACAUAAGUCCAAUGUCUGUCCUUCCAGGAGAACUGUCGCCCUUGCUGAGUAUGAAAAGGAAGGGGAAACUGACGAGUAUGAAGGGGUCGAGUUUGCUGAAGAGGAAGUCGAGGAGAGAGUGAGUAUUGUGGUCCAACAUAUUUUGCUCUCAUCCAAAGAGGAGGGGCAGUGGAAGAAAUUGUUACGUGCUCAUUGCGCUAUUAAGAAUAAAUUGUGUAACCUUAUAGUUGAUAACGGAAGUACUGAGAAUCUCCCAGAAACUAGUGGAGUAUUUGAAACUGGAAACAGAACCACACAAGGAGCCUUAUGCCUUGGGGUGGGUGAGUAAGGGGUCACAGGUUAAAGUAACUCAAACGUGUAAGGUUCCUAUUUCCAUUGGAAGGCGCUACAAGGACGAGGCUAUGGAAAUGACACAUACAUUGACUUUUGAAUAUACCAACAAUAAUUAGAUUACAGCUAUUCAAGUAUUUGUACUCUUCGUAUACUCCCUCCGUUCUUUUUUAUUAGUCCCUUUAGGCUUUGACACGGGUUUUAAGAGGUAAGUAGUAGAGGUAAUGUAAAAGGUGUAAUGAGUAGUGGGUAAAUGAAAAAGUAGGAAAGAGAAAGGGGUAAUGGUAAUAAAAGUGCAUGGGGUAUAAAAGUAUAUUUAAAGUAAAAAUUUUCCUUAAAUGGAAAGGAGGAUAGAUAAAAAAACAUCCCAAAAAGGAAAGGACUAAUAUUAAAGAACGGAGGGAGUACUUUGUAAUCCUUUAAUUCAC
This is a messenger RNA of Cuscuta epithymum, 1771 nucleotides long. The record is from the annotation of a GenBank genome assembly. NCBI's taxonomy places the organism in Eukaryota, Viridiplantae, Streptophyta, Magnoliopsida, Solanales, Convolvulaceae.